CUUUUAUUGACUUCACCCGCAACACCAGCACCACGAAUGCGCCCAAUGCUGUAAUAAUGCCUAGAGAAAUCAUUACAGUCCAGGCGGGCCAGUGCGGCAACAGCAUUGGAAGCCAGUUUUGGCAGCAGCUUUGCCAGGAACACGGAAUUAGCCAGGAUGGAAACCUCGAGGACUUUGCGACAGAAGGCGGCGAUCGCAAGGACGUCUUCUUCUACCAGUCCGACGACACACGAUACAUCCCCCGAGCGAUCCUGAUCGAUUUAGAGCCUCGAGUUAUUGCCGGCAUCCAAUCUGGUCCCUACAAAAACAUAUACAACCCCGAGAACUUCUUCGUUGGCAAGGACGGCGUCGGAGCCGCGAACAACUGGGGAGAUGGAUACCAAACUGGAGAAUCGGUGCACGAAGAUAUCAUGGAAAUGAUUGACCGUGAGGCUGACGGGAGUGACUCGCUGGAGGGCUUCAUGAUGUUGCACUCUAUCGCUGGUGGUACUGGCUCAGGUCUCGGAUCUUUCCUGUUAGAAAGGCUGAAUGACCGGUUCCCGAAGAAGAUCAUACAGACAUACAGUGUUUUCCCGGAUACAACGAACGCCGGAGAUGUUGUUGUCCACCCAUACAACAGCUUGUUGGCGAUGAGGCGGCUGACGCAAAACGCGGACUCGGUGGUUGUUCUUGACAAUGGAGCGCUAUCGAGGAUCGCAGCGGACAGGCUGCAUGUCCAGGAGCCUUCCUUCCAGCAGACCAACCAGCUGGUCUCCACAGUUAUGUCCGCAUCCACAACACCCCUAAGAUACCCAGGAUACAUGCACAACGACCUCGUCUCCAUCAUCGCCAGUCUAAUCCCCACCCCCCGCUGCCACUUCCUGAUGACCUCCUACACGCCAUUCACCGGCACCUCCCUCGAGGCCGCCAAGACCGUCCGCAAAACCACCGUCCUCGACGUCAUGCGCCGUCUCCUCCAGCCCAAGAACCGCAUGGUCUCCACCAACCCCUCCAAGAAGUCCUGCUACAUCUCCAUCCUCAACGUCAUCCAAGGCGAAGUCGACCCAACCGACGUACACAAGUCCCUCCUCCGCAUCCGCGAGCGCCGCCUCGCUACCUUCAUCCCCUGGGGCCCGGCAUCCAUCCAGGUCGCGCUGACGAAGCGGUCGCCGUACGUGGAGAUGCAGCACCGAGUCAGUGGGCUGAUGCUGGCGAAUCACACGAGCAUCGCGACGCUGUUCAAGCGGAUUGUGAGGCAGUAUGAUGGGAUGAGGAAGCGGAAUGCGUUUAUGGAGGGGUAUAAGAAGACGGCGCCGUUUUCGGAGAACUUGGACGAGUUUGAUGAGAGUAGAGAGGUGGUGACGGAUUUGAUUGCCGAGUAUGAGGCUGCGGAGGAUGCGGAUUAUAUGGGUGAGGAGGCGCCGCAGAAUGAGGCGGGGGAUAAGAGGGUUUAAAGUGUUAUAGUGGGAUUUGUGAGGUGCAUGAUACAAAUGUUGGGUGUGGGUAUUUCUGAUGGCGCCCAGGAAGGCGUUUAGUGGAGUAGCGGUACGAUUAUGGUAGGAAUGAUACCA
Molecule: messenger RNA, 1550 nt
Organism: Pseudogymnoascus verrucosus
Lineage: Eukaryota; Fungi; Ascomycota; Leotiomycetes; Thelebolales; Thelebolaceae
Gene: TUB4
Product: gamma-tubulin
Exons: 5
Coding region: 57-1433 (458 amino acids)
Biological process (GO): cytoplasmic microtubule organization; mitotic spindle organization; mitotic cell cycle
Cellular component (GO): microtubule; gamma-tubulin complex; centrosome
Molecular function (GO): GTP binding; structural constituent of cytoskeleton
Source: RefSeq, a predicted model, not a curated record